AUGGACUACUAUAAUCCAAUUCGUUCACAUUUUGAGAGAAUUCCCGAGGAGAAAGCGGUUGAUGAUCCGAAACCCGACGAAUCUUAUCAUUCCGACCAAUCCACCGAAAAAGUCGAAGACGAUGCACAAAGAAGUUCAUCUCCAACAUCAACCGACACUGGCGUUGAAGAUGAGGUCAAAUCAUCCGAUGACGAAGGGAAAACAGCAGUGCAGCCAAAAGAUGAGGGAAGCCGCGACUCGAACAACAUCGAAUCAAAGCGAGACACUGAAAGUGAAACGACACCAGCCGCUGGUGCUCCAUACAAUUCUGAAAAACUCAAAAAGUUCUUUGGAAUUAAUGUGCCAGUCAGAAGAACACCAACAAUCAUGAGUGCUUCGUGGGAUCGUGCUGUUCAGACUUGGGCUUUCGUUCGUUCGCAGCCAAUUCGGAAAUCAGCCACCGAUUUCAUCACUUACGCUGUGAGCUGGACCGUCAUUCUUUUCCUUCUCUACAUUUUCAUCACCGUCAAAAUUAUUUGCAAACUCGCUCCAAGACGCUUCACGCCAUUUACUCGUCGAGCUUUGCCGGAGGUUUUUAAUCAUGAAGAUUAA
Molecule: messenger RNA, 591 nt
Organism: Caenorhabditis bovis
Lineage: Eukaryota; Metazoa; Nematoda; Chromadorea; Rhabditida; Rhabditidae
Source: the annotation of a GenBank genome assembly